AUGUCGAUCUUGAAGUAUUUCAGUCGAGGGAAGUCGAAGAGACCAGAUACCAGUAGCAGCAGUGCCAGUGCCAUUUCCGAAUCUGACGAAUCUAAUUGCGAAAUUGUCGAAGUCGAAGACUCGGAAGAGCCGCAGUUGUCGCCCUUGGCUGUGCCAGUAGCAGUCGUCCGAAAUGACAUCGGUACCUUCAUGGAGGACAUUGCGAAGGGUGCACCGCUCGACGACGACGUGAUGUUUGCCCUGCUAAAGGACCAUGUCCAACCGGAUAGUUCGUUUGUUUUCCCGAAGAAUGGUGGCCGGUCUUUUCAGCCCCGCUGGCUCGAUGUAUACAAGCCAUGGCUGGUGUUUAGCCCUUCGCUUUCCGGCGGAGUCUGCGUUCCAUGCUGUCUAUUUGCAAAUGCAUUCCGAGGAUCGUCGCUCGGUGUUUUGGCAAGACGUCCCUUGACGAACUUUCGGAAAGCACUGGCGCUCCUGGAUGAGCAUAUGGGGAAAGCCUACCACCAGGACGCUGUGGUAAGAGCUGACGGCUUCCUCAGUGUCAUGGAGGGGAAAACGAAGGACAUAGCACAGCUGACCAAUGAUGGACUCGCGGCUAGGGUAGCUGCGAAUCGCGCCAAGUUGGAGGCGAUAAUCAAAAUCCUGAUCUUGUGCGGCAGACAAAAUAUUCCUCUGCGAGGUCACAGAGACGCCAGCACAAACAAGGAGGCCGCGGAUUCCGCAAACUGUGGAAAUUUCUGGGCUUUGAUUGACUUCAGAGUGGAGGCUGGUGACAAGAUCCUAGCUGGUCAUAUUGCUUCUGCCCCAGCCAAUGCAACGUACACGUCAGGAGAUAUCCAGAACCAACUGAUCGACAUCAUUGGUGACCAGAUUGCCCAGAGGAUUGUUGAUCGGGUCAAGGAUGCUGGAUGGUUCACGGUCAUCGCUGAUGAGGUGACAGAUGUGGCAAACAAGGAGCAACUCAGCUUGGUGUUACGGUACGUGGACCUAUCGACAAAGGUGGUUCGAGAGGAUUUUGUCGUGUUCGUUGAGUGUGCAGCAGGAGUUACCGGAGAGGCCCUCGCUAAGCUGAUCACGGAUACCAUCACCAGUCUUGGCCUUGACCUUGGCAAGCUCCGUGGACAGAGCUAUGACGGAGCAGGCAACAUGGCAGGAGCCAGGAAAGGUGCCGCUGCCCGUAUCACAGAGAAGUACCCCCGAGCUUUGUACCUGCACUGUGCCUCGCACUGCCUGAACUUGGUGGUCGUCUCGUCUCUGCAAGAUCGUUUGGUGCAGAAUAUGAUGGGCGUCGUCACCCGAGUAGCAGUUUUCUUCGACUCCCAUCCGAAACGCCAGAAAGCGCUCGAGGCCGCUUUGAAUGAUGCAGACGAGGAACCUGAUACAUCCAAGGUAAAGGAUCUCUGCAGGACACGGUGGGUGCAGCGACUUGAUGCACUGGAAUCCUUCCUGGCCCUUCACCCCAUGCUUGUGGUCUGCUUCAAUGCAAUCCUGGAUGAAGGUCCCCAGGCGUGGUCAAGAGAUUCCAUUACGGAUGCGAAUGGUUUGCUGACGGCUAUCACCAACACCGACUUUAUCGCAGCCUUAGUUAUUGUCAACAAGUGCCUUCAUUACGUGCGUGGCAUCACCUCCAGUCUCCAAGCAGAAGCCAAGGACUUGAUUGCAGCAAUGCACGAUGUGAGUUCCGUCACAGCCACACUGGCAGAAGUCCGAAGAAAUGUGGACAAGUACCAUGGUGAGUGGUUUGAAGUGGUGAAGUCCGUAUGUGAGGCAGUGCACGUUACGCCAUCACUUCCUAGGCUGUGUGGUCGCCAGACCCAACGGAACAACGUUCAGGCCGAUACGCCCGUCCAGUACUACCGACGUGCCCUGACAGUGCCCAUUCUGGACCACAUGGUGUCGGAGAUAGAGGCCAGGUUCACGCCGCACCACUCGACCGCACUCCAGGGCUUCUGUGCCAUCCCAGCACUGCUGCUAAAGAUGUCCAUGGACGCUGCGAAGUCCCAAGUACAGGAGCUGGUGAAGCUGUAUGACGACGACUUUGUGUCUGGCCGUAGUAUGGAGGCUGAGCUCCACUGCUGGCGCGUGAAGUGGGUGAAGGCAAAGGCAGAGCACGGUGAAGCUAGCUUGCCGACCUCGGUAUCAGCAGCGCUACCCCACGCUUCCCAGUUGUUUCCGAACAUCCGCUGCCUUCUGCAACUUCUUGCAACCUUGCCAGUGACGUCUUGCUCGUCCGAACGGUCCUUCAGCGCCCUGAAACUGGUCAAGGACCGGCAGAGAUCAGUGAUGAAGAACUCCCGGCUGACUGGCCUCACCUUGCUGCAGGUUCAUCAUGACAUUCCAGUUGACGUGGGUGCGGUCAUCGAUGAGUUUGCUCGCCGCCAUCCACGACGAAUGCAGCUGGUGAAUGUAUUGCACAGUGAAUGA
Messenger RNA from Sycon ciliatum, 2421 nucleotides. Its product is annotated as 52 kDa repressor of the inhibitor of the protein kinase-like. The transcript has a single exon. Bases 1 to 2421 code for a protein of 806 amino acids. The record is from RefSeq and is a predicted model, not a curated record. Gene Ontology annotation, molecular function: protein dimerization activity. Lineage: Eukaryota; Metazoa; Porifera; Calcarea; Leucosolenida; Sycettidae.